Ceratotherium simum simum (southern white rhinoceros) is the source of this 2134-nucleotide messenger RNA. It is a transcript of the gene GUF1, whose product is annotated as GTP binding elongation factor GUF1. Gene Ontology annotation, biological process: positive regulation of translation. Gene Ontology annotation, cellular component: mitochondrion. Gene Ontology annotation, molecular function: mitochondrial ribosome binding; GTPase activity; GTP binding. Lineage: Eukaryota; Metazoa; Chordata; Mammalia; Perissodactyla; Rhinocerotidae. The record is from RefSeq and is a predicted model, not a curated record.
UGGGACGUCCUGGGGAAAGCCGAGCCGCCGGUGAUGGCGCCGUCGCGUUUCGGGAUCCUCUCGUGACGCCUCCGUCGCCCGGGAGGAUGUGGACUCUUGCGGGCCGGGGCUGGUGGCGCGGACGCGCGCUCGCGGCGUCGGCCACAGGGGCCGCGCAUCGGGGCCUCCCCGGACCUCACCUCAUGCCGAGCGGUGGGUCCGCUGCCGAGUGCAGGGCCCCGGACAGGCUCUGCAGCUCUGCAGACCGCAAGGAAAAAAUUGACAUGUCUGGAUUCCCUGUUGAAAAUAUUAGAAAUUUCAGUAUCAUUGCACAUGUGGAUCAUGGCAAAAGUACUUUAGCUGACAGGCUCCUGGAACUAACAGGGACAAUUGAUAAAACAAAGAAUAAUAGGCAAGUUCUUGAUAAAUUGCAAGUGGAACGAGAAAGAGGAAUCACUGUUAAAGCACAGACAGCAUCUCUCUUCUAUAAUUAUGAAGGAAAGCAGUACCUUUUAAAUCUCAUUGAUACACCAGGCCAUGUUGAUUUCAGUUAUGAAGUCUCCAGGUCACUCUCUGCUUGCCAGGGUGUUUUACUUGUGGUUGAUGCAAAUGAGGGUAUUCAAGCCCAAACUGUAGCAAACUUCUUUCUUGCCUUUGAAGCACAGCUAUCAGUAAUUCCAGUUAUAAACAAGAUAGAUCUGAAGAAUGCUGAUCCUGAAAGGGUUGAAAAACAAAUUGAAAAGGUGUUUGAUAUUCCAAGUGAUGAAUGUAUUAAGAUUUCUGCAAAACUUGGAAUAAAUGUUGAAAGUGUUCUUCAGGCAGUCAUCGAAAGAAUACCCCCUCCUAAAGUGCAUCGAAAAAAUCCCUUGAGAGCUUUGGUAUUUGACUCCACCUUUGACCAGUAUAGGGGUGUGAUAGCCAAUGUAGCACUGUUUGAUGGAGUGGUUUCCCAAGGAGAUAAAAUUGCAUCUGCACAUACUCACAAAACAUAUGAAGUUAAUGAAAUAGGAAUUCUGAAUCCUAAUGAGCAGCAAACUCAUAAACUAUAUGCAGGACAGGUGGGCUAUCUGAUUGCUGGGAUGAAAGAUGUCACUGAAGCACAAAUAGGAGAUACAUUAUAUUUACAUAAACAACCAGUGGAGCCCUUGCCUGGGUUUAAAUCAGCGAAACCAAUGGUAUUUGCAGGAAUGUACCCUGUAGACCAAUCUGAAUAUAAUAACCUGAAGAGUGCUCUAGAAAAACUGACUUUAAAUGAUUCCAGUGUGACGGUUCAUCGGGAUAGUAGCCUUGCCCUGGGUGCUGGCUGGAGGUUGGGAUUUCUUGGACUUCUGCAUAUGGACGUUUUCAACCAGCGACUAGAGCAGGAAUAUAAUGCUUCUGUUAUUUUGACAACCCCUACUGUUCCGUAUAAAGCUGUUCUUUCAUCAGCAAAAUUGAUAAAGGAAUACAGAGAAAAGGAAAUUACAAUCAUCAAUCCUGCACAAUUCCCUGAUAAAUCAAAAGUAAAAGAAUAUUUGGAGCCAGUUGUUUUGGGCACCAUUAUCACACCAGAUGAAUAUACUGGAAAAAUAAUGAUGCUUUGCCAGGCUCGAAGAGCAGUUGAGACGGAUAUGAUGUUUAUUGAUCAAAAUAGAGUUAUGCUUAAAUAUCUCUUCCCUUUGAAUGAAAUUGUGGUGGAUUUUUAUGAUUCUUUGAAAUCCUUGUCUUCUGGAUAUGCUAGUUUUGAUUAUGAAGAUGCAGGCUACCAGACUGCAGAACUUGUAAAAAUGGAUAUUCUACUGAAUGGAAAUAUUGUAGAAGAGCUAGUAACUGUUGUACACAAAGACAAAGCACACUCUGUUGGCAAAGCCAUAUGUGAACGUCUGAAGGAUUCUCUUCCUAGGCAGCUGUUUGAAAUAGCAAUUCAAGCUGCUAUUGGAAGUAAAAUCAUUGCAAGAGAAACUGUGAAAGCUUAUAGGAAAAAUGUUUUGGCAAAAUGUUAUGGUGGUGAUAUUACCCGAAAAAUGAAACUUUUGAAGAGACAAGCAGAAGGAAAGAAAAAACUCAGGAAAGUUGGCAACGUUGAAGUUCCAAAAGAUGCUUUUAUAAAAGUUCUGAAAACACAAUCUAAUAAAUAAUUGGUGGGCAAAUAUAAGGAAUUUUCAUAAAUUAAAAA